AUGACUUCUCAACCCCCCCAACAGCGCAUCUUCUUGACUGGAGCCAGUGGCUACGUAGGCUCUGUCAUCACAGAGCUGGCCCUCAAAAACGGCUACCAAAUCCACGGCCUCUCCCGCAACAAAUCCAGCGACUCAAAGCUCCGCAGCCUUGGCGCCGUACCCAUUAGAGGCGACCUCACCUCCCUAGACGUCAUACGCCACGAAAGCAAAGCAGCAGACGUCGUCAUCCACCUAGCCACAGCCUACGUGUUCGGCGGAGAGCCCUACGAGACCUUCAGACCCAUAGACACCGCAGCCGUCGACGCCAUAGCCGAUGCUCUAGCCGGCACCGACAAGCCUCUCGUCGUCACGUCCGGUACCCUCUGCGUCGCGGCGGAUCCCACCGGCGCAGAGACCACCGAGACAUCGCCCGCGGAUCCGGAGCCCAUCAACACCCGUAUCCUGACCGAACUACACUCGCUGGAUCUCGCAAAGAGAGGGGUUCGCGUCAUGUCGAUCCGACUGGCGCCCUACGUCUAUGGCCGAGGCGGCAGUGGUGUGGCGCAGUUCAUGGGCAUCGCAGCUCAGACUGGCGGGGUGACGAUCGUCAACGGCGGGAAGAAACGGACUACUAAUGUGCAUGUUGACGAUGCGGCGCGGCUCUUCCUCCUAGCCGCGGAGAAGGGACGAGCCAUUUCUGCAGCUGUUCAGGUUCCGCUGAGGGAUAUUAGCAUGGAAAUUGCAAAGGAGCAGUUGGGGCAGACUAUCUCCUUCUUCCUGUCUACAGAGAAUAGGGCGUCUGGUGCAAAGGCCAGAAAAGAGCUUGGCUGGGACCCCCGAGGUCUAGGUAUCUUGGAGGACAUUAGCAAGGGUUCGUAUGUGGAAGUUGCCAAGGCCCUCAAGAAGUAG
Messenger RNA from Colletotrichum scovillei, 888 nucleotides. RefSeq names its product alcohol dehydrogenase. The coding region runs from base 1 to 888 and encodes 295 amino acids. Lineage: Eukaryota; Fungi; Ascomycota; Sordariomycetes; Glomerellales; Glomerellaceae. The transcript has 2 exons. The record is from RefSeq and is a predicted model, not a curated record.